Molecule: messenger RNA, 5496 nt
Organism: Paramisgurnus dabryanus
Lineage: Eukaryota; Metazoa; Chordata; Actinopteri; Cypriniformes; Cobitidae
Gene: slc5a3b
Product: solute carrier family 5 member 3b
Biological process (GO): transmembrane transport; myo-inositol transport; inositol metabolic process
Cellular component (GO): plasma membrane
Molecular function (GO): D-glucose:sodium symporter activity
Source: RefSeq, a predicted model, not a curated record
UUUUACAAUAUAAUAUACAGUAGGGCGUGAACAGCGGAAGAAAAGGAGUGGUGGAUCUUUAUAAAAGCCGCUUUUGGAGCAUACCGAAGAAAGUGCAGAUAAAGAAUGAAAUAAUUUACUUUUCAACUUUUAAAGUCACCAAUUGAGAGUGAGCAUAGCGAACAUCCUACAGCACAGGAGCUGUUGUAGGCUGCUGACAGAUGACAACCUCGCAUGCAGAUCUCUCAUUCAGCAAACAUCAGGGCAUUAUCAUAAAAAUUUGGAAUGUAAACUCUCGCCAUUUGUAGACCAGAAGCCUGAGACAUCCUUCCCAAAAUAACCUCAUGUGCUUCAUGAGAGCACCGUUGGAUUAUCAAAUCGAAUCAAAACACAAACAAAAUAAAGCUUUACCUGGCAGAUGGUGGAUGCUUCCUUCUCCUGCUAGAAAGACAGCAAACCAAAGGAAUAAGAGAUUUUAUGUGCAUUUCUUGCAUAUUUAAUCAAACAAAUCUUUUUGUGCACCUCCUGUGGGCUAAGUAACCCUAAACAUGUUAAUAACGGGACCAGCAAUGGAGGCGGCGGAUAUUGCAGUUGUCGCACUUUAUUUUGUCCUUGUGUUUGUUAUUGGUCUCCUCGCCAUGUGGAAGGCAAACCGUAGCACUGUCAGUGGCUACUUUUUGGCGGGCCGAACUAUGAAUUGGGCGGUGAUUGGCGCCUCGUUGUUUGUGAGCAACAUUGGUAGCGAGCAUUUCAUUGGCCUUGCUGGAUCUGGUGCGGCGAGCGGUUUUGCAGUGGGUGCUUGGGAGUUCAAUGCCCUCCUGCUUCUGCAGCUGCUGGGAUGGGUUUUUAUCCCAGUCUAUAUCCACUGUGGAGUUUAUACCAUGCCAGAGUACCUUUACAAGCGUUAUGGGGGCAAGCGGCUUAAGGUUUACUUUGCAGCCCUUUCGAUUUUACUCUACGUCUUUACUAAAAUCUCUGUGGACUUGUAUGCGGGAGCUCUCUUUAUCCAGGAGUCUCUCGGUUGGAACCUCUACCUGUCAAUCAUCCUGCUGAUUUCAAUGACAGCAUUGCUGACAGUGACAGGUGGACUGGUGGCAGUGAUCUAUACAGACACCCUACAAGCUGUGCUUAUGAUUUGCGGGGCAUUAACCCUUACUAUCAUCAGCCUGGUCAAAGUGGGGGGUUUGGAAGGUGUACGGGAAAAAUACAUGCUGGCGGUCCCGAAUGUCACUGCCAUUUUGGCUAACAACAACUUUAGCUUUACAUACACCAACUCUUGCCGAAUUCAUCCAAAGCCACAUUCGCUCCAGCUCCUACGAGGGCCGCUUGAUGAGGACAUCCCUUGGCCGGGCUUCCUGUUGGGUCAGACACCUGCAUCUAUUUGGUACUGGUGUGCUGACCAGGUCAUUGUACAGAGAGUGUUAGCUGCUAAGAAUAUCGCCCAUGCCAAAGGCUCUACUCUUAUGGCAGGUAUCCUCAAGAUCUUUCCCAUGUUCAUCAUCGUCAUUCCAGGAAUGAUAUCAAGAAUAAUGUUCCCAGAUGAGCUGGCGUGCAUCGGACCAGAGCACUGCAUGGCAGUGUGUGGCAGUCAGGCUGGUUGCUCCAACAUCGCCUACCCCCGGUUGGUCAUGAGCGUAAUGCCGGUGGGUCUGCGAGGGUUAAUGAUGGCUGUCAUGAUAGCUGCCCUUAUGAGUGACUUGGAUUCAAUUUUCAACAGUGCUAGCACCAUCUUCACUUUGGACAUUUAUAAAAUGCUGCGUAUGCGCGCCACAUCCCGUGAGCUGGUGGUGGUUGGCAGGUUGUUUGUGUUGUUCAUGGUGAUUAUCAGCAUUGCUUGGGUGCCGGUCAUUAUUGAGAUGCAAGGUGGCCAGAUGUACCUGUACAUUCAAGAAAUGGCCGGAUACCUCACACCUCCUAUUGCUGCUCUCUUUCUGCUGGGAGUCUUCUGGAAGCGUUGUAAUGAGACUGGAGCAUUUUGGGGUGGCAUGACUGGGUUCACCCUAGGCACCACCAGGCUCAUCCUUGGCUUUAUAUAUCGUGAGCCGAGAUGUGACCAGCCGGAUGAACGCCCAACUUUUAUCACGCACGUUCAUUAUAUGUAUAUCGCUGCCGGGCUAUUUUGGAUCUCUGGCCUGGUGGCUGUGAUUGUCAGUUUGUGCACAUUACCCCCAGAAAAAGAUAAAAUCCAACGUACUACUAUCUGGGGCUUAAGGGAACUUAAAAAACUUACUGUGACCGAACGAAAGGAAAUGUACAAACUCGAUAAGAAUGAGUCAUGCAAUGGCGAUUUUAAGAAAGAUGUGCCCGAGGAUGUCCAGAACGAGAGAUGUCUUGAUGGGGCUGACAUUAAACUUCUUACACCCUCCACCUGUGACCAAGAUCCAAAGACCCCUAGCACGGCAUCAACACCUAUGGAGCUUUACAGCAACGGUCAUGCAGAGCUUCUGAAUCAAAAUAGUGAAAGUAAAUGUGAUGAUGAGAGCUGCCUGCAAGUGUUGGACUGGAUUUGUAGGCAUAAGCAAAAUACAUCUGCUGCUCAACCGAAAAUCAUUGAGGAAGAUGAAGCAACUGUCUGUGAAAUGCUUCAUGAACCCCCAAAGAUCAAAAUUUUACUGAACUGUGGCCUGAUAGUUGUCUGUUCACUGGGUAUCUUCAUGUUUGUGUACUUUUCUUUGUAAUGUGCUGAACCUGCGGUUACAAUGAAGACUGUGUAUGGACAGCACAUGUAUAUAAUCUAUUUGUUAUUACAAGCCAUCUAGGGUCUGUAAUAUUUACAGUGUGCUUUUCCCAUAUAUAACUUCUUUUAGGGAACAUUUUUAAAUCAUACUGAUAGAAGUGAUUUAAUCUUUUUUCAUUGGAAAAUAGUUCAGCUUCUCUUUGUUAUGUUUCGACAACCAAAUACAAACUGUAUAUUUUCUAUAGUUUAUAAAAAGACACACUAAGCCUCAUGUAGGACAUGCUGUUUUUUGUAAAGAGUGCUGAAUUUUGCUCUAAUGUAUUCAGUCCUAUACUAAAACAAGCUCAAUUUUGCUGCCUUAAGUAUUUGUGUUUCUGAGUGUGUGGAAGUUAGUCGUAAGCACUAUUAGGACAUUUUUUUAAAACUUGACCUCACUGAUGAAUUUGCCACCUGUAGGUCUUCAAUGGAUAGGGUUAUAUAACCGACUGGCUAUAUUUCAUUGGCGGCCAUCAUGUGUGUGGUUCCUUUUUUCAAAAUAUGUGUUCUGCGCCCUCGAGAGAUCCUGUGUGCAUCACGUGUCUUGUCAAAAUAAGUGCCUGCUGCAGACGCGUCUAAAGGGUUUAUCAUAAAAGAGACGCUCGCGUUGGUCAGAAACUCGCAUAAUCUCAUGCGUAAUCAAAGCUUACGGUUAAGGGAGUGUCUUGCGUGUAUUUUGUGAACGUGAGCGUCUUUUUAUCAGUUUUGACGGUUUUGACGCGUCUGCAGCAGGCACCUAUUUUGACGAAACACGUGAGCACACAGGAUCUCUCGACGCGCAAAACACAUAUUUUAAAAAAAGGAACCACACACGACACUCCGAACACUUAUUUUGAAUUAGCACCCCUCGGAUGAGCAGUCACGAGCCGCCACUACUAUAUUUUAAGAAUUGAUUAAAGUUUGUGUGAAAUGAAAAUUGUCAAAACAAUGACAUUUCAGUGAGAAAAGGUGGGAAAUUUAUCAUGUCUUUAAGUUUUAUAAAUAAAUAAAAAAACACUGUCGUGUGCAUAUAAAUAUGCUUGUGCCAUCUAAACUUGGUACCAUUAUCUUGUUGUACAUGUUUAAGUACAAGUGAAUAUUUAAGUCUUUUGAUUGUCAGUUGUCAGUAACUAGGUCAAUUGUAAUUGUAACUAUGUAUGUCUUUUGCUGUAUUUUUUUUUUGAUGAUGUGUAAAAAAAACUCCUUGUAGGUGGGGCUACAUUCAUCGGACAUUUGUAAUAAAAAAGUCAAAUGCCUUUCAUGCAAGGGCCUUUAAGUAACUGAUUUGUCCUCAUUUUGGGUAUAUAUAAUAGUUAAGGUACAAAAAAAUUCCUCUAUAAAGAAUGUAUUACUGCAAUACAACUCAACCAGCACACUCUGGUUAUCUGUGUGGUUACCUGUAAUUUUAUGAAAUGACCAUGACAAUCACCACAAAAAAAAAAUGCUGUUGAAAUUUGAAUAUUUUAAGUAGAAAUAUUUUACGAUAUCCCAAAACAGGUUGAAUAAUGGAGGGAUGUCAAAUUUUGAUUGCUGCGCAAACUAGUAUCUUGUUCUUAUAGAAGAAGAAGAAUGCAGUAACAGGCUUUGCUUGUUAUCUGCUGUUGAAUGCACUGUUUGUCCAGACGAAGGGGGAACUUAGUGAAAAUGCGAAAUGUUUUCUAAACAGAAGUAACUUAUUUUUAAGGGCACGUUCAGUUUUUGCAUUAAUGCACUUUGAAACAUUAAUUCAGUUUGUAUAUGUGACCCAAAGGUGCAACAAAACAUCUUGGCAUUGUUUGAAUUUAUCUUUCCCAUGUUAAAGGGCUGUUUCAGAAGAAGGUCUUAUUAUAUAUAUAUUAUAUAUAUUUGUUUGUUUGUUUAACAUUGGCAUACAACAUUUGACUAGCCAUACCAUUGCUUAGGCUUUAAAGUCACCAUGAAAUAGAAAUACAUUUUUUGGUAAUAACUGUUUAAAUCACUUUUUUUUUGAAAAAGCAACAUGGCCCAGCCUACGUUUUUCAUUUAUCAUUUCAGAAGCCGUUUCACUCAUGCUACGAUACAGAAAAGAAGACAAUCGCUAACUUCGUUUCAGACUUUAAUAAAUCAAUUUAAUUGUAGGUUUACAAAAGUUGGGGAAUCUGUCUAAUUGAAUCUGAUUAAUUGUUUCAAACAUGACAAUAAUUCCUUUAAGUUACAAAAUAUAGGUCAUCUUAUUUAUGUUUGUACAAAUUAAUCUUAGAGCAUUUAAUAUAUUUUUUUUCUGGCAAUGCUUUAGUGAAACUAUGGAAAUGAUAGUUGGUUUUGGAUAAACCUCAGAUUUUCAUAUCAGUUCAACAGCCCAAAUUUUGAGUUUUUGAAUGGGUUUUACAGUAAAGUGAUUAGAUGAGGCACUGUCUUUUUUUAAUUGUAUUUGGAAGGCAAUGUGAUAUUGUUUGUGUUUUAUCAAUGUUGAUUUUAACAUUUAUAUUAUUCUAAGUUUUAAUUUCACAUUUUAACAUUGCCUUCAAUUACAACUUUAUAACUGCAAUUUCAGUUCUUUCAUAAAAUAGUUUUCAGUUUUAUUUGUUUUCAAGUACAGUGUUUGUUUUACAUUUGUAAUGAAUGGUGUAUACCAAAUAUUUGUAUUGACUGGUGACUUGUUUGUACAUUUCUUGAUUUCUUGUGUUGCCUAAAUUAUCAAUUAUUUGUGUUACAAGCCGACAAGAUUAAGUUUGAAGUUUUUAGGGUUUAAUGUCAGAUCUUAUCAGAAAUACAAAAAUGAUGUAUAUGUUUGCUACUUUUAUUAUCAAAAGUGUUGCAAAUAAAUAAAUGGAUAUUCAUUUGAGAAAAUUAAACUGUGUGAGUUU